Aedes albopictus (Asian tiger mosquito) is the source of this 1477-nucleotide messenger RNA. RefSeq names its product BTB/POZ domain-containing protein 3-like. Lineage: Eukaryota; Metazoa; Arthropoda; Insecta; Diptera; Culicidae. Gene Ontology annotation, cellular component: cytosol. Gene Ontology annotation, molecular function: protein binding. Gene Ontology annotation, biological process: neurogenesis. The transcript has 2 exons. The record is from RefSeq and is a predicted model, not a curated record. The coding region runs from base 272 to 1375 and encodes 367 amino acids.
AAAAAAUGACACGUUUUUGAGGGGAUGACCCCAAACUUUUGAUCGGGAGUGUAUGUAAGAAAACAUUAUAUCAUUAUCACAUAAAAGAUUUGGCAACAGUAGAUUACAAUCAAUUGAGAUAAGACCAAUCUUAGCAGCACUUAUUAUCAGUAGUCCGUGGAAACUCCUAUUGAUAACAGCACAUUACAGCAGGCCAUGUCGAUUGGCGACGUUCGCUUCUUCCAAUAAGAGCGCAUCGAACGCGCAGUGAAAAAUAUCGGAUUUCAUUAGCAUGAACCCACGGAAUGUGAUGAAAAUCCUACAAUCGGUUGAUUUUGAUUAUGACAUCCCUAUCAUGGAGCGCCAGGAGAGUCUAAUCAACAACCGGUUCCAAUCAGAUGUAACGUUCUUGGUGGGUGAAAAGCGCCAACCGAUCUACGCCCACAAGCUUCUGCUGAUCAUUUCGUCUGAAUACUUCAACGUCAUGUUCAACGGGAACUUCAAGGAGUCCAAUUCGGAGGAAAUCGCGGUCAAAGACGUGGAACCGGACAUCUUCUUGGAGAUCUUACGAUUCAUCUACUGUGGAAAGGUCCAUCUGACGGUCCAGAACGUCCUGGAGAUCUUUGUGCACGCGCAGAUGUACAUGCUGAACGAGCUACGGCAGCAAAGUAUUGAGUACUUUGACAAAAGCAUCGCUUUCGAUAACGUUCUAAAGUUCUUCGCACAGAAUCGAUUGUACGAACUUUCGUUUAUCAACGAGAAGUGCUUGAAGUUGAUUAUGAAGAAUCCGCUGCUGUGCUUCAACCAUGAAGACUUUUACGUGCUAGAUCGUAAGUCACUAGAGAUUAUCAUCUCUAGCAAAAAGUUCAACUGUUCGAAAACACAGGUGCUUCAGGCCUUGCGCGAUUGGAGCAAGAUUAACGAGAUCGAGUGUGUCAGCGAUCUGGAGACGAUGAUCAACACGAAGCAUGUACGGGACUGCUCCAAGCUGCGCUUUUUCGGCAACAUCUCGUCUAACACGUCUACGGGUCUUACGUUCAUGUUCCAGCAACCGCACAGCUUGGCACUCUAUGGGAUUGGGGUGUUUGUGAAAUCAUCGGCGAAAAUGAUUACGAUCGAGGUAAAAAUUUCGAAUAAUCCGGAGACUCUGGGAUUGCAUCAAUUCGAGUAUGAAAACAAAGACGUCACAACGGUGAGUGUAGCAAAAUUGUUUUUCCAAGAGCUGACGCUGCUUCCGAAUACACAGUACUCGAUUGGGAUCAGUUUUAACCCAGGUGGCCAGAAUUUUAGUUUUUGCAAUCCUUAUGUCAUCCAUGGCAAGCAUAUGUUUAAGUUAAUGUGUAACACCACGUAUAGCGUCAUUUCGCAUUUUUACUAUGAUGAGAUUGAGAAAUAAAAAUAAUGAUUCGCAUUUCCAAUAUAGCAAAAUUCUUUUUUUUGUCAUGUUAUAUCGUAGAUGUCAGUAUAUUUUUAGAAUUUGGGAAAAAAAAUCCCAAAA